AUGGAACAAAACGGAGUGAUAUCGCGAAUUGAAGAUCCGACUGAAUGGUGCGCCCCGAUGGUGGUAACACCAAAAAGCAAUGGAAAGGUUCGGAUAUGUGUAGAUCUCACGAAGCUCAACCAGUACGUACAACGCGAAAACCACCCACUACCAAUACCCGAAACAACAUUUGCAAACCUUGCUGGUGCUCGGCAUUUCUCAAAAUUAGAUGCGAACUCGGGAUUCUGGCAAAUUAGACUGUCAGAACAAGCAAGACCUCUCACAACGUUCAUCACCCCAUGGGGACGAUAUUGUUUUAACGUUCUUCCCUUUGGAAUAAGCUCAGGCUCUGAAAAGUUUCAGAAGUGUAUGUCUCAAAUCCUCGAAGGUUUAGAAGGUGUCGAAUGCAACAUUGAUGAUGUUCUAAUAUAUGGUACAACGCAAGAGGAGCACGACCAAAGAUUGGAAAAGGUACUCCAACGACUCGGCGAUGCCAACGUCACCCUUAAUCCUGAAAAGUGUGUAUUCAACGUCCCCAGCGUGAAAUUUUUAGGUCAGAUUGUUGGAUCUGACGGCAUAAAACCAGACCCAGAGAAAAUACAAGCAAUCCUGAAAAUGCCACCACCCACUAACAUACAUGAAGUCCGUUCCUUCCUUGGCAUGGUGAAUCAAUUCAGCAAAUUUACCACCAAUCUCGCCGUCAUGACAAAACCCAUUCGCGAGCUGCUGGUCAAAAAUACCGCAUGGACAUGGGGACCUCCACAACAAAAUGCCUUUGACAAAAUCAAGAAAACCCUGACAUCAGCACCAGUUCUGACCUUGUAUGACCCCAAGAAAGAAACAAAAAUAGCAGCUGAUGCUUCGUCAUAUGGCCUAGGAGCGGUAGUUCUACAAGAAGAAGAGCCAGGUAACUGGAAACCUGUAUCAUUCAUUUCAAGAUCGAUGACAGCAACUGAGACUAAGUAUGCGCAAAUAGAAAAAGAGGCUCUGGCCGUUACUUGGGCAUGUGAGCGGUCAAGCAACUACAUCAUUGGAAAGGCGAUAAUAAUAGAAACUGACCAUAAACCACUAGUUCCCCUGCUCACCCAACACACGGUCGACAAACUACCUCCAAGGCUACAACGCUAUAAGAUGAGACUCAUGAGAUUUCACAUCAAGGAAGUCCGACACGUACCUGGAAAACUACAUUACACAGCUGACACUUUGUCAAGAAAAAUACCUGAGGGCACAGCUCAACCAACGAUAGCAGAACAGGAAAUGAAUACCUACAUCUCCAGUGUAAUGGAAGCACUCCCGGCAUCAAAUCCAAGAUUGAAACAAAUACAACAAGCUCAAGAUGAGGAUGAGGUAUGCAAAGAAGUGAAGAAGUACUGCAUGGAUCAAUGGCCAGACAAGGAUCAUGUCACCCGGGCAGUAAAACCAUACUGGUCAGUACAAGGAGAACUCACAAUUGUUGACGGGUUAUUACUAAAAGGAACAAGACUAGUUAUUCCAUCCAAUCUUCAACGCCAAACCCUUGCCCAAAUACACCAAGGUCACCAAGGGAUUAACAAAUGCAGAGAACGAGCCAAGAUAUCCGUUUGGUGGCCAGGACUUAGUGCACAAAUCAAAACUAUGGUUGAAAAUUGUACACCUUGCAGCAAGCACAGACAACAGCAUGCAGAACCGUUGAUCCCAACGCCACUCCCAGCAAGACCAUGGCAACUGAUCGCAACAGACUUGUUUAUUCUAGAAAAGGUGACCUAUCUACUAGUGGUAGAUUAUUAUUCUCGAUAUGUUGAAGUUGUGGCACUAACCAAAGAUACAAGUUCAACAAAGAUAAUACAAGCUUUAAAAGCCAUCUUCGCCAGGCACGGGAUUCCGGACGAAGUACGUUCCGACAAUGGGCCCCAAUACCACAGUGACGAGUUCGCCCAGUUUGCAAAAGAAUGGGGAUUCAAGCAUAGUACCAGUAGUCCUCGCUAUCCUCAAGCGAAUGGAGAGGUAGAACGGGCAGUAAGGACAGUGAAAAAUAUCUUGAAGAAAGAAAAAGAUCCCGCAAAAGCAAUGUUAGCAUAUAGAUCAACACCAUUAGCCAGUGGAUAUUCGCCAGCGGAACUCCUCAUGGGGAGAAAGAUAAAAUCAACAAUACCAAUAAUGGCACAACAGCUCACACCGCAGCUACCAAACCAGGAACUUUUUAAAGCAAAGGAAGAAGAAUAUAGAUUGAAACAGAAGAAGAAUUUUGAUAAUCGCCAUAAUGCUCGAACCAUGAAGCCUUUGACAUCAGGAACAACAGUUUAUGUGACAGAUAUGAACUGCACAGGAACAGUAAUCAAAACAUCCAACAAACCAAGAUCAUAUUUGGUUGACACCCCUAUGACGGUUAUAAGAAGGAACAGAGCACAUCUGCGUAGUAUUCCAAAUCACACCAUAAUUCAGCAAGUCGAGAAGAAACAAGAGAAACAGGAAGACUCACCUAAUACGAAUACGAACAACAGACCGAAAAGAAUAAAAACACUUUCUUUAAAGGCCAGAGAGAAUCUGGGACUAGAAUAA
Dendronephthya gigantea is the source of this 2517-nucleotide messenger RNA. RefSeq lists its product as uncharacterized. NCBI's taxonomy places the organism in Eukaryota, Metazoa, Cnidaria, Anthozoa, Malacalcyonacea, Nephtheidae. Gene Ontology annotation, biological process: DNA integration. The transcript has a single exon. The record is from RefSeq and is a predicted model, not a curated record. Bases 1 to 2517 code for a protein of 838 amino acids. Gene Ontology annotation, molecular function: nucleic acid binding.